AUGUCCGAUCUCUCUAGUUCAGAGGAAUUGUUGAUCAUCCAGGCGGAUGGGCUAUAUCCUGACGAUGCAGUCGAGCAACAAAUUCUGAAGGAUGCCCGGAUUCCGCAAACCCGCAAAAUCAAGUAUCUUCAACUGGACCUGUUCCCGACAGGCACUGCUACACCCAAGCCAUGGACUACAAUCCCCGAGGAGUUGCGACGAGAAGUAGACGGCAUCCUAACGUUGAAGAUGUACUUCACGGCAGAAGAUGUGCAGCUCUUUCCAAAGCUUAAAGUGUAA
Messenger RNA from Aspergillus melleus, 279 nucleotides. RefSeq lists its product as uncharacterized. The record is from RefSeq and is a predicted model, not a curated record. The transcript is spliced from 2 exons. Lineage: Eukaryota; Fungi; Ascomycota; Eurotiomycetes; Eurotiales; Aspergillaceae. Bases 1 to 279 code for a protein of 92 amino acids.